AUGGCGUUUCCGACUGAGCUAUUCCUGCGAUUAAUCGGGCCUCCUGGACUUAGGAACUUCGUUUCCCCUGCACGGCGAGAUCUCUUGCCACAGGCCAAGUCUGGACACCGGAGCAAUUGGAGACUCGAGAGACAUGUCUAUGCACCUCCAGCAUCAGGUUUUGGAGACUUGGUAGUCGUUGUGGCGCGUGGUAUCCGUGCGCCUCAGACCGGCGGAGCGCCAGACAGAAAGCUAUGCGACCGCACUGGUCCUCUCUGGCAGAGCCACGACGACCACGGCACCGCCAGCACUCAAACGUCCUCAGACUGCCUUACGAUUGACGAGAACGACGCCAAAGCCUUCAAGACAUCGACCAUCAAUCGAUCGCGAGGCAGCGAGCACACCUCGGCGGCCAGUAGCGACGACACCACCACCAGACCGCCCACCAGAUCGCCCCAUCGAGCAGCAUCUGCCGGCGACCAGGAUUUCCUAUCAUCGCCAGACUUCAUCGCAAAGUUUACGAGAGAGAGACCGGGUUUCUUCGCAGCCAAGAGCCUGAGAACCACACCAUCGAGCCAUCAUCGAGCAUCGGACAGCGAGGACGAUACCAUCACGACAGAGCGCCGACCGUUACUCCUUUUGCGAGCACCCAUCAAGCAACGUCAACACGCAAAGGAGCCAGUGCAACAAGAGGAGGACUCCUUCCUGGCCAGCGCGAGAUCAAGAGGCCAAGACAGCCCAACAUCACCACCACACUCGAUCUCCGCAGAAGGGUCGAUCAGAAGGGCAAGAUAUAUCCAGCCUGCAGCAAGCACACAGCCAGCAAAGAUGGGGUGGAUCUGCUGCCGGUGCUCAACGGCCAACACCACUGCCGCCUUCACCUGCAAGCGCUGUCGACACCAAGGCGAUUGCUGCUUCGACUGUUACAGCUACAGUCGCGAGAGGAGCGCCCAGCAGGCGCAAGAGAUAGGGGGCAAACGCCACCCGAAAGAGAGCCCAGGACGCUUGGUGGAGAACAGCAGCCCAAGGCAGGAGGUGGCCGACAACACCGGCGUUAUGAAACCACGAGCUGGACAUCCUCUCCCAGACCAUCCCCAGCUCCUUCAUAUGUCGGAGAAGGCUGAUUGUUUGCUUGUUGGUGUGGACGCAGACCAUGGCAGCGAGAUAGAGAAGAGCAAGAGUAUAUCGCAAGGUUAUGGAUACUCUGUCAUGAUAGCUCGCAUGCCCACAUCCUUUCAUUUCUCCAGACUGCAGAGCCUUGGUCCGCAGAGGAUUCCGGAGAAGUGUCGAGAUGCCACAGACAACGCCAGAGCUUCCCAUUUCAUCGACUCGGCGCUCUUGGACUGCAAGGAUGUUGUCUAG
Zasmidium cellare ATCC 36951 is the source of this 1341-nucleotide messenger RNA. RefSeq lists its product as uncharacterized. NCBI's taxonomy places the organism in Eukaryota, Fungi, Ascomycota, Dothideomycetes, Mycosphaerellales, Mycosphaerellaceae. The transcript has 4 exons. Bases 1 to 1341 code for a protein of 446 amino acids. The record is from RefSeq and is a predicted model, not a curated record.